Molecule: messenger RNA, 3394 nt
Organism: Cygnus atratus (black swan)
Lineage: Eukaryota; Metazoa; Chordata; Aves; Anseriformes; Anatidae
Gene: RAF1
Product: Raf-1 proto-oncogene, serine/threonine kinase
Exons: 19
Coding region: 429-2372 (647 amino acids)
Biological process (GO): protein phosphorylation; signal transduction
Cellular component (GO): mitochondrion; cytosol; plasma membrane
Molecular function (GO): ATP binding; protein kinase activity
Source: RefSeq, a predicted model, not a curated record
GGCAGGCGGGAGGGAAGGAGCCGAGCGCCGGCGGGUCGAUGGGCGGCGGAUAAAUGUCUGGCUGAGUGGGAGGCCGCCAUUUUAGAUGAGGAACGGGACGGACGGCGCCGAGUGACGGGGAGGUGGGCCUGCAGGCAGCGGCCGGCAGGGAGUGACACGGAUUUUCAGUGACAAAGUGCCAUAUCCGCCCAACCGAUUGUAGUGCGAACUGGAGGAAACAGCAAGAAUGGCAUCGCAGGGUGACACUGUGGUUUGCUUGAGAAGUAUCACACCCAGAACGUCCCUGCUGCGAGUGUGCGACCGCCUGGGUCACAGACAGCGAAACGUCUAACUUUUGUACUUCUCCUCUUCAGUAUUGUCCAGAUGAUGUACUUCAUCAUUUUGUCAUAGGACUUCGUUCACUUAAAGGAGAACUAAAGACUGCAUCAAUGGAGCACAUUCAGGGAGCUUGGAAGACUAUCAGUAACGGUUUUGGACUCAAGGAUUCUGUCUUUGAUGGCCCAAACUGUAUUUCGCCGACUAUCGUCCAGCAGUUUGGUUAUCAACGCCGAGCAUCUGAUGAUGGCAAAAUAUCAGAUACUUCUAAAACUAGUAAUACCAUUCGGGUUUUCUUGCCCAACAAGCAACGCACAGUGGUAAAUGUGCGAAAUGGGAUGACCUUACAUGAUUGUCUUAUGAAGGCACUUAAAGUAAGAGGUCUGCAGCCAGAAUGCUGUGCAGUUUUUCGACUCGUUUCUGAACCAAAAGGUAAAAAAGUGCGUUUGGAUUGGAAUACUGAUGCUGCCUCCUUGAUUGGUGAGGAAUUACAAGUGGACUUUCUUGAUCAUGUUCCACUCACUACACACAACUUUGCUCGGAAGACAUUUCUAAAGCUUGCUUUCUGUGACAUCUGCCAGAAGUUCCUCCUAAAUGGGUUUCGGUGUCAGACAUGUGGUUAUAAAUUCCAUGAGCACUGCAGCACUAAAGUUCCAACCAUGUGUGUCGACUGGAGCAAUAUCAGGCAACUCUUAUUGUUCCCAAAUUCAAAUAUCAGUGACAGUGGUGUCCCUGCACUACCUCCCUUGACAAUGAGACGGAUGCGGGAGUCUGUCUCCCGGAUACCUGUUAGUUCCCAGCACAGGUAUUCUACACCUCAUGCCUUUACAUUCAACCCAUCAAAUCCUUCCAACGAGGGCUCCCUCUCCCAAAGACAGCGAUCUACAUCCACCCCAAAUGUCCAUAUGGUUAGCACUACAAUGCCUGUAGACAGCCGGAUAAUUGAGGAUGCAAUUCGAAGCCAUAGUGAAUCAGCUUCACCCUCUGCUCUGUCUGGAAGUCCUAACAAUAUGAGCCCAACUGGCUGGUCUCAGCCCAAAACCCCAGUCCCAGCCCAAAGAGAGAGAGCCCCUGGAUCUAAUACACAAGAAAAAAACAAAAUUAGGCCUCGUGGACAAAGAGAUUCCAGUUAUUACUGGGAAAUAGAAGCAAGUGAAGUCAUGCUUUCUACAAGAAUAGGGUCAGGUUCUUUUGGAACUGUUUACAAAGGCAAAUGGCAUGGGGAUGUAGCCGUGAAGAUACUAAAGGUUGUAGAUCCAACCCCAGAACAGUUCCAGGCUUUCAGAAACGAAGUGGCCGUAUUAAGGAAGACUCGGCAUGUUAACAUUUUGCUCUUUAUGGGCUACAUGACUAAAGACAACCUGGCCAUUGUUACACAGUGGUGUGAAGGAAGCAGUCUGUAUAAACACCUGCAUGUUCAAGAGACCAAGUUCCAAAUGUUCCAGCUCAUUGAUAUUGCUCGGCAGACAGCACAGGGAAUGGACUACUUACAUGCGAAGAAUAUCAUCCACAGAGACAUGAAGUCCAAUAAUAUAUUUCUUCAUGAAGGCCUCACAGUGAAAAUAGGAGACUUUGGUCUGGCAACUGUAAAGUCCAGGUGGAGUGGAUCACAACAGGUGGAACAACCCACUGGUUCAAUCUUGUGGAUGGCACCAGAAGUGAUACGGAUGCAGGACAGUAACCCGUUUAGUUUCCAGUCAGAUGUCUACUCCUAUGGAAUAGUAUUAUAUGAACUAAUGACAGGAGAGUUGCCGUACUCCCACAUAAACAACCGAGAUCAGAUUAUUUUCAUGGUUGGCCGAGGGUAUGCUUCUCCAGACCUCAGUAAAUUGUAUAAGAACUGCCCCAAAGCAAUGAAGAGGCUUGUAGCAGAUUGUUUGAAGAAAGUUAGGGAAGAAAGACCCUUGUUUCCACAAAUACUGUCUUCCAUUGAAUUGUUGCAACAUUCUUUACCCAAAAUCAACCGGAGUGCUUCUGAACCAUCUCUGCAUCGUGCAGCGCAUACAGAGGACAUAAAUUCGUGCACAUUAACAUCCACAAGACUACCCGUUUUUUAGGAUCGUGCUCCCCUUCCCUUAUUCUCUCCAGUGAUGGGAAAGAAACAGAAGUAACAGAAGUUGUGCUUUUAAUGCCUCGGUGUACAGGAUCAGUGCCAGCAGGAUUAUCCGCAUCCCAGUUUUAAGAGCAAGCUGCUACGGAUGUCUGCAGUUCUUAUCCUGCAGGGACACAGCUCCACAUUGCCUUUUUCUACAGUUUCUUUUACUGGGAUAGUUAACAGACUAUAAAUCAAGAGGUCUAUUACUAUUUUUUUAAUAGAUGCACUUGAGCCUUAUUUUUCCCAUACACAGAAGAGAUGGAUCUUUCUUCGGCAGUGUUUCUGGAUUGAUUUAAAUCUGCUGAUAAAUUGGUAUUUUUUACAGCAAAGAUGGCUCGACUUGGCAUUUGAGGAAAGAUAAUGCGUUUUGGUGCUCUUUGAUUGCUCCAGGCCAUCUGCCACUUCAAGUCGGGGGAGUUUUGCUGGAAAUGGGUAUCUGCAAACAAGACUGAGGGAAGAGGAAAAAAAAAAAAAAACAAAAAACUUUGUGGAAAUCAGCUCCUGCCUAAGAGCUUUCAUCAAGCCAAUGAAAUAAGUUAAAAUGCUAAUUCAACACGAAAUAGUUUUGCAAUAGUUUUGCACAUAGAAGACAAACUCUUGCAAAGGAAUGGAGUAUAUUCUAAACUGUACUGCUCAGAGAAGGAAGCUAGCCAGUCUUGCUAUGGUCAUCCUCAGUAACUUAAGCAGCUUAUUUUGGUACUAUUGACUUGUUUCUUGCAGCCCAAUGAGGUGGUAAGUGCAGAAAGACAGGCUUUUGUGGCUGAUAAAAGGCUAAUUAACAGUAUCAGUAUACUUCUGCGAAAUGAGCAUAGUUUUCAUCCCAUCUGAAGCUGUCAGAGAUGCACUAUCAAGAGGAAACUGAGCAUACACAGUUUUUCUUGCUGAUUUGGGUUUUAAUUUUGUUUUUAUUGCUCCUGAGAAAAUGCAUUUAUUGUAAGCCAAGGUUCCUCUGAUUAUCUUAUUUUAAUAAAAUAAAUUAAAUUU